AUGGCUGAUUUAAUUACAAAACAUAGCCGAUGUGCGUCGGCAUCCGUUGGAGUGCUACAUGAGCCUACACCUACUUCACCAUCAUUCACUGAUCCAGAAACAAGUGUAAUUUAUGCACCGGUUAAUGGUCAAUUAGAAUUGAAAUGUACAUUUAAUCCUAUUAAUGUUGAAAAUGAAACACGUUUCAACUGGUAUUUUGAUGGUAAAUUGUUAGAUAGAAAUAUAAAUACUGUUUAUCCAACUUUAAAUCAAAAAUUCUAUAGUACAGUAUCGAAAUCUGGAGAUACAGCUGUACUACAUUUGAAUGGUUUAAAUGAAAAUGAUUUUGGUACAUAUAUUUGUAAAGCUGUAUAUAUGUUGGGUACUAGUGAAAAAGAAUUUAUUGUAAAAAUGGCAGAUGCUCCUGUAUUUUUAGAAGUCCCUAUUCCAUUGUUGACUGUCAGGUUACACUCACGUUUUGAAUUGCCUUGUUACAUUGAUGCGUUACCACUUCCAACAAUAAUUUGGACUAGAGAUUCAAAACGAAUUGUUGAAUCACAUCGUACAAAAAUUGGUAAAGCUGAAAAACAAUCAAUCAAUAGAACACCUAGUAUAUCAAACGUUGAAUUUAGUAGAGAUGCAACGUUAUCAGUGGAAAAAUGUAUUUAUCAAGAUUCAGGCUUGUAUACUUUAACAGCUGAAAAUAUAGCUGGUCGAAUAAUGACUAGUUGUUUGGUUCAUGUUGAAGAAAAUCCAACCCCAACUAAUAUAACUUUGAGAUGGACAAAUAUUGAAAAUCAUUAUUUUGUACUAAGACGACUUCAAAGUGAUUCAUUUUCAGAAAUUCGUUUACUGAUUGAUAAAAAGACGAAUUGUGAAUAUAUUGGAAAAUUCUUUAAUUUAAAUAAUCUGACAAGUCGGAUAAAUGGUGCUCGUGAAAUGGAAUGUUUAACACGUUUAUGUCAUAAAAAUAUUUUACAAUUAAUUGAUGCAUUUAUUAGUGAUAAUAUUUUUAUUUUAGUUUAUGAAAAAUUGUCCGGUUCAAAUCUACUUGAUUCAGUUCUCGCAUGUGAAAAUUGGUCAGAAAUGGGAACAGCAGCUGUUGUUCGUUCAAUACUGGAGGCAUUAAAGCAUAUUCAUAAUCAAGGAGUAGUUCAUUAUGAUAUUCAACCUGACAAUCUACUUUUUGUAAAGAAAACAAUCGAUAACUAUGAUUCUGAAAACUCAUCCAACAAUCCCGAUUUACUACGAGCUCUGGCUUCUCUAGUAACCGAUGUAUUGAGUCAAACAGAUCGUCAUAAAAUGAAUGUUUUCAGUAAUUUACUUAAAGUUACGGGAUUUUCCACAGCACAAACGUAUAUUACUAAUUCCCAACAUUGUGUAACUUGUAUGCCUCCGUUAUGGUACAGGCCGGAAUAUGUUUCUCCAGAAAUUUUAUCACUAAUGAAACGAACUGAUGGAACAUUUUCUGAAACUAUUCACACCUAUUCUGAAAAUCUAGGUCCACCUUCAGAUAUAUGGAGUCUCGGAGUGUUAACGUAUAUCCUACUUGUUGGUUGGCCACCUUUUAUUGAUUAUGAUACAGGUAAUGUUCUAAGUGACAAUAUAUUACAAGCUGUUAUUCCAUUCGAUGUACCAGAAUUGGAAAAUAUUUCAAAUGAAGGCAAAGAUUUUAUUUCACAACUUUUGCAAGCUGACCCUAGAAAAAGACCUUCAGCUAAAGAAUGUUUAUCUCAUCCAUGGAUUCAAAUAUUUUCACAUUCUGAAAAUAAAUCAGAAUAUAUACUAAAAAAAUUAAAGAAAUAUAAAGAGUUCUAUGAUUCAGUACAUCCAGUUUACAUUAUUAGUGAUGAGAAAAAUUAUAAUUGUGAUUUGAAAAAUCGUUUAACUUCUAUGGUAAGGCAACCAACUCCAAGUGAAGAUACAGAAAGUGUACUUUUUUCAAUAUCAUCAUCAAUUCUUGGUUUACGAGAAAGUUCCGAGCCAUACAGUGAAUCUCAAUCACAAUUGCUUGAUCGAUAUGAAACACGUAAUUUUAUUGAUGAAAAAUUUAUAUUUCCACCAAACACUAAUAUUCCUACCGCAGCCGAUGCAUCAGAAAUAAUUGAGGAGACAUUUAAUUUACAAAGACAAAAUACUCUAACAGAAGCUACUUUGUUAGAGGAAUCAACUUAUACAUUAUUAAAAGAACAAGAAAAAUCAUCAGUGAAUCAUGGUCAAGAAAAUCAGACUACUUCAGUAAAACGUAAUGAAAUUGGAAAUAAAUUUAGUGCUCCAGUGUUUGCUAGUCCACUUCGAGAUGCAUAUUUCAGCGUCCAUACAAGGGAAGUAAGAUUUACUUGUCAACUUGCUAGUGCUCCCUACCUUCCAGAUGGUAUUAGUGAUUAUGAAGAAAUUAUCAGUGAAAUGUAUGCAAUCGGCUGGAACUUUAAUGAAAUCACUAGUUCUUCGGCUGCUGCCGCAUGGUACUUAGAUGGGUGUUUACUCUCCGAUGGUCCAGGUGUUAGUUUAGGUGUGGAACAAGGAGGAUGGUUAUGGCUUUGUUUAAGUGAUCUUCAUCCGGAACAAGAUCGCAGUGUUGUUGAAUGUGUGAUAAGAAAUCGUGCUGGAAAAUCAAGAACAAAAGCACGACUUUUAUUUAGUGAUAUGCCGAAACCGCCUGGUCGACCAGGUCUUAUCGAUAUUCGUCCUACAGAAGCACUGAUUAGUUGGCUCUCUUCAACAUCGAAUUCGAAUGAAGAUCUGAUUUAUCGCCUUGAUAUCAAAUAUUCAGACCGUGAUAAUGAACCACCUUCAUGGCAUCGGCUUGGAUUCACAGUAGACUGUCGUUAUCUUAUUAAUAAUCUUAAACCUGGUGUAUAUUAUCGUGUCCGUGUAUCCGCUAGAAAUGCAUUCGGUUGGGGCAAUUACAGCAUUGCAUCUUCUGGUUUCCGUACACCUAUCGUUUCUAUGGAUCAGUCAUCAACUAUUCUAUCGCCCAAUGAACGAAAAUGGAUCUUCAACUGGCGUCAAUCAGAAAAUAUCUACGCAUUAAGCGAUCAUCCAAUAGCUUUACAAUAUGCAAUCGAUCAGUCAAUCAAUGUACCUCCACCGUCAGACAAAAUUUUACAGAAACUUAAUCGAUAUAAUGGGAUAAUUCCAAGUUUAGAUGUAUUAAAAUCCAUAUGUAGACCAAUUUGUCUGAUCAAUAAGGGAACAUAUACAAAACUUAUUCUUGGAAAAACUCAUCCAAUGUUAAAUGAAGGAGCGAAUUUCAAUAAUGUUCGACAUCAAAACAUAUCUCUUCCACCUAGAUUAAUAAGUAAAAUCACAUAUCUUAAUUCAGAAGACAAUAAUCUACUGAAAAAAGCUCGUCGUGAAGCAUUAAUGCUUACUAUUCUUCAUGGAUCCUGUGGUGGAAUAUAUUCUUCAUUCGAAGAUUAUUAUAAUGAACAACAUAACUCAUAUCUUUUCACUAAUCAACGACAAUUAUUACCAUCUGGUUGGUCAACUGGUUGGUUAGAAGAUGAUGCAGUUAAACCGACACGAAGUGUAACAGUAAUGCAGUGGAUUCCUGGUGGACGUCUUAUUGAUGUUUUGUGCAGUCGAGUAGAAUAUACUGAAUUUUCUGUUAUGAUGUGGAGUCAACAGAUUCUAUCAGCGUUAAAAUGGUUCUACACAUGCUUUUUAGGACAAUCACACGGAAAUAUUUGUCCGGAACAUAUACUUGUUGCACGACGAGCAUCCUCGCUCCCAGAUAUUGUAUUGACUGGGUUCGGUCAUGAAUCUGAUUCAGAUGAAACCAAAAACUAUUUUUCAGUAACAGUUUUGAACAGAAAAACUAACUAUGUUGGGAAAAUGAAUGAACAUAUGUAUGAAAGAUUAAGGCAUAUAAUAAAAAUAUUUAUCUUUAGGAUUGUUUAUAUCUGUCUAACUUGUUUUGUUCUGUUGAGUUUGAUAAUUCAUUUUUCUUUAUUUUAUUAUAAACUGGCUCCCGAGUUACGCAAGAAUCAGCCAAAAUCAAUGGCGUCAGAUUUGUGGAGUAUUGGAGCUGUCAUGAGACUACUACUAACAGGUGAAAAUCCAAAUGAAAUCGAUGUUCAAAGGAAAAAUUCAACAUCUGAUGAAUCAAUAAAACACCAUUAUGAAAAAUCUGAGACUAAACAAUCUAAUAAAUUGUCAUCUACAAUGAAUUCUGAUAAUACUAUACCUACUUAUUCACAAAAUCAUUUAAAUAUUAAAAAAUUGAAAAGAUUUUCCAAGCCUGCAAGAAAAUUUAUAUACAAUUGUCUUAAUCCUUCCCCAAGGAAACGUGGAACAGUUGAUUUUUGGCUUAAUUCUAAUUGGUUCAAUUUAAAUGCUGACAAUGUGAAUAAUUUAACUUCAGUGAUCAUUCCCACAAAUUUACUAAGAUCAUGCAAAAUUGUUCUAGAUCGAAAAACAGAAUCAUAUAAUGACGAAACAGAAGAACUACAGUUAUCCUGA
Messenger RNA from Schistosoma rodhaini, 4443 nucleotides. NCBI's taxonomy places the organism in Eukaryota, Metazoa, Platyhelminthes, Trematoda, Strigeidida, Schistosomatidae. The record is from the annotation of a GenBank genome assembly.